CUAGACUCGAAUUCCGGAACGCUCGCUUGAUGGGAAGAAACUACGGCAUGAAGACAAAAGUUUUCAAACUAAGCAGAUAGUGACAACUUCUCGUCAGAAAGUAACAGCGCCAGUUUGACAACAAGGAGGCUGCUCACUGUUUGAGGGUGUGUUCCCACAUCUUUUCAACUGGUCUCAACCUUGUCAUCCAAUGGCAUAUGGUAGAUUUCAUGACCACUGAAGACCCCUGAGUCUCAUCUUCGAUGGAGCCUGAUCAGGAGAUUACUGUGUGGCUGACCAGUCUGCACCUGCCCCAAUAUGCCUCCAGCUUUGCCCAGGCUGGCUACCAUUACCUUAAGGACCUCAGGAGCCUAACUGAGGAGAAGCUUCUCAAAAUGGACCAUAUUCCCACAGGUCACCGACGGAGGAUCUUAAGCAGCCUGGAGACCCUGAUGGUGGAAUUGGAUGGAAGUUCUAUGAAAGUACCAGUGAGGAGAAAGCCGAUCCCAAGGCCUAGACAAGUGUUUCCCAAGGAUAAGAAGAGAGGAACAUCAUCUCAGCAUCCUCAGGGCAAUAAGAUCCAGAUGACAAGCCAAACUGUUCCUGCAAGGACUAUUGCUGACUCAGAGCGAGUGGCCAUUGGUUGUCAUACACUUCCUAAUGUCACAUGUCAUGCUGUUUCCUCCAGCUCUAGCUCCGCCUCUGAGCAGGGCAGCAGCGAAUCACUGGAGAACUUUUCAGAAGAACCUAUUCCAGAUGAGAAUGAUGACUUUCCCUCAGAAUUAGCUUCUGUAGGGUUUCAGGGAGAAAUGGUUGAAAAUGAAAUAUAUGAGAGGUGCCCCUUCGUUGAUGUACCCUCCAGGACGAGGUCCUCCCGCUCCUUUAAGCUACGACACAGGCCUGUACCAGAGAUCCCUGAACAUCCCUUCAAACCUCCUUAUGACUGGAAUGAGGGAGCACACAGCAACACUGACCGUCUCACAAGGUCUGAGGGACCCGUCUGCCCCACAAGCAGUCAAGAAGCAUCUCAUCAAAGGACCUUGUCCCCCAUUGCCCCAUAUGGAGAGAUUUUUCUGUACAAUUCAGCAGAAAAUGAAAUGGAUUUGGGCAAAGAUGUAAUGUCCAAUCAAGGAGUAAAAGAGAACCUGGAAGAGCCGACGUUGAGAAACAAGCAGACACAAACCAAAGAAAAAUCACACAAUAACAAGCAAGCCCUUUCCAAGCAACAUGUUGAUGAUGAUGAUGAUUACUCCAUUGUCCAAGCGCCUUCUAAUCAUCCUACACCUCCUGCUCUUCUCUUGAGCACUGGACCAUCAGCUGUGGCCCAGGCACAAACAGAUGUGAAUGACAUAUACAGUAUGGCACUGGAUGACCUAACCUCUGAAAUAGAAGUUUCCAUUUCUCCCUACGCCUGCUUCUAUGGGAUCCGUAACUCUGCCGCCAAAGCAGGCUGGCUGGACAAACUCUCCCCUCAAGGGAAUCGCGUCUUUCAGAGAAGAUGGGUGAAGCUUGAAGGAGGAAAUCUCACUUACUACAACAGCGAAAAGGAGAUGUACUCGAAGGGCCUGAUACCUAUUUCAGCAGUUAAACAAGUUCGUGCUCUGGGUGAAAAUAAGUUUGAGGUGGUCACCUCUGUAAGAACCUUUGUGUUUCGGGCAGAGAAAGAAGGAGAACGUCAGGAUUGGCUAGAGGUUCUCCAGACUGCAGUGAGCUCCCAGUCCUCUAUUUCCCAUCAGCCUCGCAAAAAUAACACAAACAAGAGUGGCUACGUCGAGCUGCGUGGCCUCAAAGGAAGAGUCUACCUCAGCCUCAUGGGAACCAGCUUCAGAAUCUGUAAAACAGACCAGGAUUUUAAUGCAGGGCUGGCCAUCGCUGCAGUGGACCUGACGGCUGCGUGUGUGAAACCGGUUGAGAGGAAAGGAUUUGAGAUCACUACACCUUUCAAAUCCUUCUGUUUCACAGUGGAGUCGGAGCGUGAGCGAGAGGAAUGGACAGAGGCAGUUCAGGAGUCCAUCGUAGAAACGUUGUGCAAUUACGAGGUGCUGGAGAAAGUUUGGUUCAACAAGUCCAACAGGAAGUGUGCUGAUUGUCAGGCCCCUGAGCCGGAAUGGGCCUCCAUCAACCUGUGUGUGGUCAUCUGCAAGAAUUGUGCUGGUCAGCAUCGAUUCCUGGGUCCUGGUAUCUCGAAGGUCCGCAGUAUGAAGCUAGACAGCAGCAUAUGGACCAACGAGCUUAUUGAGCUGUUUUUAGAGGUUGGGAAUAAAAAUUCCAACAGCUUCUGGGCAGCAAAUAUUCCCCCAGAGGAUGAGCUUUGCAAGCAGCCAUCGACGGAGCAGCGUGCAUCCUUUAUUCGCAGGAAGUACAAAAAGAGGAAGUACAAGAAAGUUCUUGAAGGUGUAAACACUCAGGAGGAACUCAACAAGGCCCUGUGUGCUGCAGUGGUUCACCCUGACGUCCUGCAUACCAUGGCCCUUGUUUUCAGUGGGGCAGAUGUGAUGUGUGCGACAGGCGACCCUGAGCACUCAACGCCAUAUCUACUGGCUCAGAAAGCAGGCCAGAGGCUACAGAUGGAGUUCCUCUACCACAACAAGCUCUCAGAUUUUCCUAAGCUGGAAGCAGUAUUUAACAGCAGUUUUUCGGCUGAUGUUCCUUCUUUUAUGGAUGGAUUUCUGUACUGCUCUAUGAAUGCUGGCAAGGCCACUCUGGAUAGGAAAGGAAGACCCGACAUGGUCCGUCGUUGGUGUACGUUGGAAGGUGGAUUUCUUAGUUACUAUGACAACGAGAAGAUCGCCACUCCCAUAGGCCGGGUUGACGUCAGCGAUGUAGUGAGCCUGGCCAUCAACAACACUGAGAGCAUCACCGAAACAGGGUCAGUGUUCACCUUUGAGUUGUACCUGCGCUCUCAGAGAGUGCUGGUGUUCGGAGCAGAGACCUCAGACGCACACCAAGAUUGGACGCAUGCCAUCGCCAAGUGUUUUAUCCCUGCAAGGGCAGAAGCUCUGCUGAGGCAGGACAGUGAGCUUAUUGGCCGACUGCACUAUAAAGAGGGUCAUGACCUUUAUCAUUGGCGAAUGGGAUGGUUUGCCCUGGUGGGCUCAGAACUCUACUUCUGUUCUGGAGAUGAAGAUGAAGAGGAGGGAGUUCUUCAACUUAAACGCCUACAGGAGCUUACUGUGUCCACUCAAAUGGAGGGUGACGAGAAGAUUCAGGUCUUACUUAUGGUUGAGCGUGGAAGAACUGUGUACGUACAUGGCAUAACCAAGCAGGAUUUUGCACUGUGGCACUCUUCCAUUCAGUUGGCAGCUGGGACAGACGGUAUGGCUCUUGGCAACCAGCAAAUGAAUAAAAAUGAUGUUCCUAUCAUCGUGGAUAGCUGCAUUGCUUUUGUCACCCAAUAUGGUUUGUGUUAUGAUGGAAUCUACCAGAAGAACGGUGACCCGGCGUGUGUGGCCCAGCUCCUGCAGGAGUUUACCAAGGAUGCUCGGGUUGUUAAGCUACGAGCUCAAGACCACCGUCUAGAGGAUGUCACAGACACACUCAAGAGCUUCCUGUCUCACAGUGAAGAUGCUCUAUUGGCUAAAGAGCUGUACCCUUUUUGGAUCUCUGCCCUUGAUGAACAGGAUGAGAAGAUCAGAGUGCAGAAAUAUUCAUCCUACAUUCAGAGUUUACCCAAGGUCAACAGGUCAACUCUUGGUGCCUUGCUGCAGCAUUUGUACAGGAUCCAAAGGUGCUCUCACAUCAACCAGAUGAGCACACCGAAGCUGGCAUGUGUUUUCUCCUCAUGCCUGUUUCAAACGGAGGGACACACAGCUCAGGAGACCCGCGUGGUGGAGGACCUCAUCAACAAUUACAUCCAGCUCUUCUCAGUCAAUGAAGACCAGGUUAGGCAAAUGGAGAAAGAAAACAGCUUUAUCACCAGGUGGAAGGACACCACACAGUUCUCUCCUGCUGGUGACCUGAUAUUUGAAGUCUACUUGGAAAAAAAGGAGCCAGAGAAGUGUUGUUUAAUCAAGGUGUCUCCCAACAUGAGGUCAGAUGAGCUUGCCGUCUGCACUCUGGAGAUGAAGGGAGUGGAGGUCAAAGCUCAAGAUCUUUGGACCACUUUUGAGGUCAUUGAGAAUGGAGAGAUGGAGCGGCCCUUACACUACAAAGAGAAGAUUCUGGAGCAGGUAUUGGAGUGGAGCUCUCUGGAGGAUCCCAGCUCAGCCUUCCUGCUCAUUAAGAAAUAUUCUGGUUCUAAAAUGACAGAUUCCAACUCAGAUAAACUGAAAGACUUCAUUAAAGGAGAGCAACUCAAAUUUAAAGAUGGUUCUUCCAAACUGCUAUUGGGCAAUAAGUUUCAGGACCGAUACCUGGUGCUACAAAAGAAAAAACUGCUGUUAUACAAGGACAUAAAAAGUACCAAGCCAGAAAGAGAGGCUUCAAUAAAAUCUGUUAAAUGUUACUUAGGGCUACGAAGGAAGUUGAAACCAACAAGCAGUUGGGGAUUUACUGUUUUUACUGAAAAGCAGCAGUGGUAUUUCUGCUGUAAAGGGAAUGAUUCUCAGCAGGACUGGGUCACCUCCAUUAUCAGAGUGAAGCAUGAAGGUGACUUAUGGCCUAAAGACCUAAAGCAGAGUGCGUCGUUACCUUAUAACCUGAGCAGAAGGAGAACAUCCACUUACAGCCCUGCACAGACCAGAACAUCCAAACACCAGAGAGAGGUUAAAGGGAAGUCGGUCGUCACUACAAGUAUAGAAGGUUCAAAGACACAAAACCAAAUGACCACAGAUGAGGGCAACCAAUCAGACUCGAUGAAUAAAUUGGCAAGGGGUGAGGAAACUCCAUGUGUCUCCAGGCCUGAAAUGGUGAUUGAUAACACACUCCAGUCUCAGCGAAGAACAUCACUUCAACAUGACCCCAGCGCUCUCACCCAGCUAUCACAGAGGAAAGCCGUGUUGCCCAGCACAGGUGUGCAGUUGCCUCAAAACCUCAUUAAUGAACUAAGUACUGUUCUCAACAAAACAGGACGUGCUCUGAGCAAAGACAAUUAAAACAGACAGAAUGAAAGGUGUCUUGUCCAUUGCACUUCCAUUGUACAUGAGAAAAAUAAAACAGACCAGAUCAAAACAGAUCAAGCUGAGGUUGAAAAAGACACUACUAGACAAUGAUGCUCCAGUAUUAUCUAAAAUCUCCAUCGCUAUGUCCGAAAUCGAAUACUUCCCUACUAUAUAGUAUGCAAAAAACAGUACGCCAACAGAAUAGUAUGUCCGAAUGCAUAGUAUUAGAAAAACAGUAAGUGAAAAGUACCCGGAUGACCUACUACUUCCACCGAAAUUCUGAACUACGCAUUUGAUGGACACUUUACUAUUCCGUGAGGCCAUGGGAGAAGAUUUAUCAAUGGCAGUGAAGCAACGCAACUGACACUGGUAAAUCACGUGACAGUAACAACAUGGUGGAUGUAGUACAUCUGAAUUUCAUUCAAACUGGCCAUAUUCAUACUAUGUAGAACAUAGUUUUUUAACGGUCACAAAGUAAGUUCAAAUUUAAAUAGUACCUACGAUUUCGGUGCAAUUUCAGAUGCACCCUAUAUUGUGAAAGCUUGUUCUGAGAUGUGAGGAAUGGUCAUUUUUUGCAAAAAGGUUGGAAUUAGUUUAAGUCGACAUGACAUGAAAAUUUACCCUUUUGAAAAAUUCAUCAAAGCAUAUGUUUCUUUUCUUUUGACCUCGUACUCGAACUUGAUAUUCUGGUAAAUAAUUUAGGUGAGUAAUUUAAAUCUUCUCUCUGGUAAUGUAAGCCAGACUUCUCCAUUUAAUCCACUUAAAUUCCACCCCUCCGAAAUUUAUUUAUUUAUUUUUUUCAGUCCUGAGACUUCCUCAGAUGAUAUAUGUACAUGUUUUAAUAUUUAGAUCACUUCUAUUAUUGAUUGCUAUCAGGAUGUGAAGAGAGUUUCAACCAGUAUAACAAAAGUGUUUAUAAAAAAUUGUCUACCUUUUAAUGUUAAUUUGUACGUAUUUUAACAUAUUUAACAUUAGUCUAGUAUGAUCAAACAUUAACAAUGAACAAUUGUAUGUUUAUAAAUCAACACUAAAUUUAGAUUAAUAAAUUAUGUAGAAAAUGCUGUUAGUACAUGAUACCUAAUGCAUUCGGAAAUUUAACCUUAUUGUAAAGUCAUUUUACAAUACAAAGUCAUUUUAGUGUUAUGCUGGGUACACACCACAAGAUAAUCGGGCUGAUUUUGGGCCGAUUUGUCCCCUUCCGACAAUGAAUCCUAGGUAAUGUUCAGAUUAUCUUGAUGGUUAUACAGAUUAUCUUAUCAGAUUUUCCUGUGGUGUGAGGUGUGUUAAGAGUGACUGAAUCUGCUCGGGAGAACGUCUGAGCCAUUCCCGAUCAGAAAUCCUGAUGUGUGUGGGGAACCCUGAGGGCAAACGCGCGCACACUCCGGAGAUUAUCACGUGAAACGAAACAAUAUCCAAUCAGAAAGCGAGCUGACAGAAGACGGAAGCAUAACAAACGCAGUCACGGUGCAGCACAAAGUAAAGACCAUUUUCCCGCCAUCUUCACCACUUCACCCAAACCCUUUUCUUUUUUCCCCCGUGAAUUUUCUGUCAAAAUCAUUUCAAACACUAUCAUCGCAAUUUCUUCCUGUCUAUCAUCCGCCAUGUUUAUUUUGGAGUCUCGAGAGAUUUUGCGAGAUUUCCCGUGUUCACAGUCGGGACUCUGGUUGAAAAUCUGUUUGUGUGCUGUCUUUGUCACAUUACGGCACACCACACACUAUAGGAACAAAAUGGUUAAAUCUAGGAUUUUUUGUCCUCAUGUUUGUGGUCUCUCACAUUUUGAAAAUCUUAUAAGAUUUUAAAAAUCUUUUAGUGUGUACCCAGCAUCAGUUUAGUUCAACUAGUUUUAGUUCAAUUUCGAUAAUUUCAGUACUUGUGCUUCAAGAUCUACCAAGCUUGUUUUGUUUUUUUGUCUCAAGAGAAUUUCAUAGUUGGAUACAAAAAUAGCCCUGCUGUUUUCCCUCAUUCACAUUCCUCUGUUUUCAUGCUAGCCGAGGUUGAAGACACUACCAGACAAUGAUGCUCCAAUUGCAUUGAUCUGUUUAGAACUUAUCAAACCUCCAUGUAAUGAAAGUGGUUGCUCAGAAGUGAGCUGAAUUAGUCAUUACAGUCUCACCACAUGUUUUUUCAAGAGAAUCUUGUGCCCAUUUAUAGUUGGAUACAGAAAUUACCCACCAUUCCAAACCCUCCAAAGUUGUUGAAUAAUGCAUAAUAGUAUGAGAGCAUACACAUUGAAUAUUGUCACCCAGUUUGAUAUUAAAUAUUUAUAGUUGACAUUUUAUGUAGAUUAUGAAUCACUUAACAGCUGCCUGCAUCUCAUGGUCGUUUUUAAAAUGGUAAUCAUGCACUCUGCCUGUCGUCAAAACAUGCAAUAUGCUAAAGUCCUAUGACAUGUGAAUAAACAUAGUUAAAGUUAAAUGGUUCAUACUCAACCAUUCAAAAGUUUGUGGUUGGUAAGUUUAUUUAAUGAUUUUGAAAUAAUGCUCACCAAAUGCAUUUACUGUAUUUGAUCAAAAUAUAUUCUGAAAUAAUAUUAGUUUAAAUUUAUUUUAAAAUGUAAUCUGUUUCUGUGAUGACAAAGCUGAAUUUCCAGCAUCAUUACUCCAGUCUUCAGUGUCACAUGAUCCCUCAGAAAUCAUUCUAAUAUGCUGAUUUGCUGCUCAGGAAACACUUCUGAUUAUCAAUGUUAAAAUGUUUGUGCAGCAUUUGCAGCAAAAUAGCAGCAUUUGUUUUAAAUAGAAAUAUUCUAUAACAUUUAUAAAAGUCUUUAACUUUUGAUACAUUUAUUGCGUCCUUGAUAAAUAAAAGAAAUUCUUACCCCAAACUUUUGAACUGUAGUGUGUAUGUAUUGUAAAUAUACUGUAUAGAUAGGUUGCAUCAGCAGUGUUGAAUUACUUGUUUGCAGUCAUUUUAUGAGUGCUCUCUCAACUCCUUAACGUCUGUAUAAAUAUACUGCAUAAUUGCCCUUGGUUUAUGGUCUGUUUGUAAGAGAAUGCUGCUGCCAUUUUGAUUUGAGUGUUUUUGUUACUAAAGUGUUAAUCAGGUUGUAUUCCAUGUGUUGUAUUGUCUCUGUCUGAUUUACUGCCUGUAAUCAUCCAGAGGUGUAAGUGACACACCUGCACCAUCUCCCUCAUUAAAGUUUUUACACUUGAAUUAAUUACCGUCUUUAUAAAUGACGACUGUCAGAUGCUGACACCUUGAGCGUCGCCACAUGUUAAGGUUUUGAUUGAAACAUGUCGCUUCUGUGCUCCUGUCACUCAAAGUGCAUGUGUGUUUGUUCUCACCUGUUUUCACGGUGCUUCCCUCCUAAGCAUUACUGUUACGCACAUGCUGUCGCUUUUCUCUCAUCUGAAGGUCACCAUAUGGCAGGAGUGUUGGGAAUGAAGAACCUCAAAUAAUUGAAAACAUUAUGCGUGACUUUGACACACAAAAGAAGGUCGCUGUGUAGUGGUGAAAUCCAGGCGUUUUGAAUGAAUUAGUUGGGCUGCAUCUGUUACCUGGCAAUUAUAUUGGCUACUGUUUUCUGAAAGUUUUAUUAAAUGUUUUGUUUUGCUUAUUUUGAUUGAGGACAUUAAUAGCCCUAUAUUUUUAGUAGCAAACAGUGUUGGGGAAAGUUACUUUUAAAAGUAAUGCGUUACAGUAUGCAUUACUCCCCUAAAAGGUACACUGUAAAAAACAAUAAGUAAAAUGUACUUAAUUUUUCUUUCGCAAGUUUUUGCAUGCAUAUUUUUAAAGUAAAUUUCAAAUAUGGAAUUAAGUAACUCUACUUAACUAAGAUAAGUAAAAUUAACGAAGAAAAUAAGUAAUUUUAACUUGGCCAGUAAAAGGUUGAGUAAUUUCUACUUUGUUGAAGUUUCUUUUGCAAUACAUUUUACUCAAACAAUAUAACACUGAAUUAAACCAUGCUUUUAAAGUGAAUGCUUUACUUAGAAACAUCUAACGCGCUGUGUGUGCGUCAUGUUAUGUAUGUGUGGUAGUCUUGUCUUGUGUGUUCCAGAUCCCAUUGGUCCAUCAGCCUGUCACUCUGAUGACGUCCCCGGUUCACGCUGCCAAUCAUCUUUCAACGCCCCGGUUAAAAACCCCGUAUCUCCUCCGCGUUUCCAGCUGUUUGGCUCAAUUCGUAUUUUCUAUUUGGUUGUUUGCUUGUGGUUUAUUGCGCUGUUUUUUUUUUUCUUUUGUCACGAUAUUGUUUAUUGUAUAUUGUAUGUGUGUUUAUUACCUGUUUGAAGAGUCCUUUGUUGAUUUUGUUUGUACAGUGUACAGUUGCGUUUUGCUGUCAGUCUUUCCAGUCGUCACGUUGUGUGUGAGGCUGGGAAGGUGCGGGCAGGUAAGUAAGUCGCGCGACAUACAUUGUGCACAAGUAGGACAUUUUGUUUUCUGUAUUAGACACACUAGGUUAGGAGAGAGUGCCACUCGCUGUAUGUUUUUUUUGCUUUUUGGGUUAGACAGAAUAGGUUAGUUAGGGCGUUUCUACGCCGAAGACCUUUUUCUUUCCACAUUUUCUUUUUGGUAGUCACCUUAGUUUGUUAAAAUAGCUAGCUGUGUUUUGUUGUAUUUAUUUCUUUGAUUUGGCAUCUCGAGCUCCCCUUCCCACCUCUGUUUUUGUUGUGAACUGUUAUUUGUUUUUCGUACUUUGUAAAUACUGUAAAUAUUGUAAAUAUUGAUUACACCCUUACACUUAAUCACUGUGCACCAUUGAGCAAUAAAGCACCUUACACAGAG
Ctenopharyngodon idella (grass carp) is the source of this 9737-nucleotide messenger RNA. RefSeq names its product ArfGAP with RhoGAP domain, ankyrin repeat and PH domain 2 (gene arap2). The transcript has 33 exons. Lineage: Eukaryota; Metazoa; Chordata; Actinopteri; Cypriniformes; Xenocyprididae. Gene Ontology annotation, molecular function: protein binding; GTPase activator activity. The coding region runs from base 243 to 5012 and encodes 1589 amino acids. Gene Ontology annotation, biological process: signal transduction. The record is from RefSeq and is a predicted model, not a curated record.